AUGGCUACAUUGAAGGUGACCGUCCAUGAAGCGCGUGACCUCCCGAUCAUGGAUCGGGCAACCGGGCUGGCCGACCCCUACGUCGUCGUGAAGUUCGACGACAUGGAGCACACCACCGACAUUGCGCAUCUCACCCGAAACCCGGCCUGGGAGCACGACGUGCGCUUCGAUACAGCAGACCUGCUCGUGCUGCAGGAGGACCCGCUAGAGAUCCGCGUGUACGACCACGACAUCAUCAGCCGCGACGACAUUGUCGGCAUGGUGCUGCUGGACUGCAACAGCAUCAUCUACCGCGCCAAUCCAGUCAUGUCAGGGUGGUUCCCGCUCCUCGACUCUGGCGCCGGCCUACACGGCGAUAUUCGCCUUACCAUCCGCAUUAAGUUCCAUGCCGCCGAAAACCCGCUGGCGCCGGCGCUACCAGAGCGCUACGUGCGCCGGCUUGACCCCCGCGUCGCCGAGCGCUCGCCGUCACUGGCGGCCACCGCACAAGGUGGCAACGGCAGUCACGCCCAACACGCGAGCAGCAACCCCCGCACGAAUGAGACCAGCGUGAGCUUCACAAUGGCUCCUUCGGCGUCUUGCCUCAACGCAGCGACAACGGCGCAGAGCAGCGCUGAGCAGAACCCAACGGCCUCCUUCAAUGAUCCCUGCAAAGCCUUUGCCAACAGCGUCAACGUAAACAACAACAACGAGAGCGUCGGCCUUUCGACUUCCAGCGCUGGCCACCACCACUACCAGCACCGAUCGUCGUUACGGAUGUCCACACGCGCGCGGAACUCGUCUAAGGCGCAGCUGCACGUCUCCUCCCACUGCGGCAGCACGCCUGACACGGUCGCAGACCUACCAUCCCUCACCGGCGCAAGCCUCAACUUAGCGAACAACAGCAUCAGCGCCACCACCAUGAACAGCUCCGCCAAGCCGGUGAUCAGCCCCAGCGCAAACUUGUCUCGCUACGAUCUGUCCGACCUGCUUGUCAGGCCAUCCGGCUCCAUCACAACACAGAUGGCAGCAGUGGUAGAGAGUCCUGCGACGGCUGCGAUGCCGCUGCCUCUUCCCUCACCGGCGCUGCUUCCCUUCCUGGUGGAGCAGGACCUGGACCCGCUGCGGGCGGCCCGGGUAGAUCACCCGACGCUGGCAGCGGAAGAAGAGGGUAUAUUCGUGUUUAGCGUCUGGCGACUUGAUCCGGCGGUGUUUCGCGUGGAGUCGACGCACAGCAUGAUGGAGGAGCUCAUCGUCAAGGCCGACCCCGAGCACGUGCGUUUCACAAACCUGCGCAGCAGCCGCAGCAUCAACGACGCCCGUGUUAUUCAGCUCUUCAAGCUCAGCGGCAAGGUGCGCCGGCAACUAGCGCGCAAGGUGGUCGAGCUGCAGUGCAACGCGGUACUUGGCUACGUGGAGGAGUUCGACAUGGAGCCGAACGGAAUUAUCGUUCGAGCGUACGGCACGCCGUGUGUGGUGUCGCACGUGAAGUACGUGGACCAGCGCGAGAUGGAGGCGUUUCUGCGCGGCAAGACGCGCUACAUCCAGUCCAACAUUAUGGCAGCAUAUCAGGCGGAGUUCCCCAAUGCGUCGAUCACUACAGCGCCACCGCAGUCGCAGAGCCCCAUACUGCCGCCGUACGGCGUGUCGCCAAUCCCGAGCAACGGAGGAGGCGGCGGGAACGCCGGCGGCGCCUCCACCCCGGUUACCCCAUCGGGGACGACUCACUCAGCGAACUCCGUCGCACUGGGCAACAAGAUGCCGCCUCUGCUGCCGCUUCCGCCAACGACCACCCCCUCCUCCGUUCUCACGACCGCGCACGAUUAUGUGCUGCCUCCUCCCAUCUCGGCCUGCGCCUCACAGUUCGGCACUACGUCACAGCAGCUGCAGUCUGACCAGCUCGUGGUCGCGGUGUCAGGGACAAGUACACCGCUCUCGAGCAUAGAGGCGGCUGCAUCGACAACAGUCCAGUCGCCGGGAGCAGCACAAGAAACGUACGAGAGCGCCACGGAGACAGGCGACAGCGUCGGUGACUCAGCAGUGCCGCCGCUGUCACUCGAGAAUGGGUGUGGUGUGGCGGAGUCCAGCGCAGCUACGCCGGUUUCCACUCUAGUUGGCGCGCAGAGUGCCAACUCCACAACGCACCACUACUCACCGGCGGCCUCCACCCUCGCCAAGAGUCCUCUGUGCUUCUCCCUGCCCUACAGCCGCAGCUUCUUGGCGCACUCUAUGGACGCCGCUACACUCAUGUCCGCUGAAGCGCUCGCGCCGCCGCCAUCGCAGCAGCAGCAGCAGCAGCAGCAGCAGUCGUCCCAUGCGAACCUGAUGAUGCGAAGCGGCCCAACCGACACCACGACGACGACUGCCGCAGCCAGCCUGGUUCCCGCACCAGCGCUAACUGCGCCACCGACCGCGAAAGCUGUUGUCGCUGCGGGCAACACCGCGGCUGGUGGCGGCUCGCCAACGCGGGUCACGAUAUCGAUACUCACCGUCAAGGACCUUCCGGCCGGCUCCAUUCACCACAUCGGCGGCUACAUCUGCGCCCGCUCGGUGAAGAUUGUCUCGCGUGUCAAGUCACGGCAAAUAAUCUCGCAGGAGCGCGAUGCGUGGUGGAUGGAGCUGCGCGAGGAACUGCGCGCCAACGCCCGGGCAUUUCACUGCAACACCGUGCUAGGCUACGAAGAGGAGACGCAAUAUCACGAAGACGUCGUUCUGCUUUCCUUGUAUGGUACGGCGGUCAUGCUCGACAUGUCCGCCGCAUCACUGCGCGCUGGCCCCGAGCACCUGUUUUGCUGGCAGAAGCAGCGUGUGGCGUCUAAGCGCAAUUGUACUCUUCUGCACCUCUAUGAAGGAUCGCGUCGGAAGGGCGGCCUGGGCUUCCUCGCCGGCGAAGUCAGCGAUCUCCUCAUGCACCACGUCUGUAGCAUCUGCCACAACAAGCCCGUUCCGGACGUGCUGCUAGCUGCGUGCACGCUGCCCGUCGAGCUGAACUGCGAGGCACCACCGCGGCUAGUGCAGGUGGCCGUGUCGAAGCCAAAGCCAAACGUGAAGGGGGUCGAGCUCGCCAUGGCAGUGUCGCAGGCACUUCCCUUCAUUGAGUUUGCCCUGCACAAGCAGCUCCUCUUUAACCUACGCCUACAGCAGCUGAACGCGUGCUUCUCUCUCCGAGUCUCCAUCGUUGUCGGGCACGACGCCAUUGUCGGCAUGCUGACAGGAUCAGGCUGUCGCUUGGCAGGCCUGCCCGUGCCGCGGCUGCCUCGUAUGACCGUGGUGGACCCGCAAAUUGCGCACAAGGAAAGUGUGGUGAGGCUUCGCGACGUGAUCGCCUCACGCCGGCGCCGCCGCAACAACGCACAUAUCAGUAGCAGCAGUCGGAGCACCUCUUCAACCUCGUCUUCCUCGUCCUCCAGCAACCGCUCUUCGAGGUCCGCCGCUGCGGUGCAGUCGUCUGCGAUGCCAGGCGUCAACGGGAAUGGGCCGUCGCCAGCGGUGUCAGCAACGAGACGACGAGGUGAUGGGUCUAGAGACGAUGCUCGUGGCGUCGACUCGGCUGGCACGAAGGCGCCCAACGCCGCCCUCACCGCUUGCUUUUUCACCACAUCGUCAUCCUCACGUACCGGCUCCUCUUCCUCCGCAUUCAAGCGGCGUAAGCGGCAUCGCCGUCGACGUCGGCGCCAUCGCAGUCGUGGCAACCGCGGAUCGUCACCGACGUCGCAUGGCUUCUCGAAGUCCUCCUCGGUGACAGACGCGCUGCUGUCGCCGGCGUCGGGAAAUGAGUCGCUGCGCAGCGGCCAGAGCAGCAACACCGCAGUCGCACCGGCUCAGAAACGGCGCCGACACCGUCGCACGCGGCAGGCGAGCACGAGGGCCGCCGCUGUCGCUGUCGCAGCAGCAGCAGCAGCAGCAGCAGCAACCGGCGCUAGAGGGGUAGUGGGCGCCACCUCUGGCUCUCAGUCACGAGGGCCCACGUCGUCGAAGUCACACUCGUCCUCCUCCUCUGCAGUGAUGUUAUCGUCGCGAUCGUACAGCUCCUCCCGCUCCUCGUCCAGCAGCAGUUUCAGUACGUCAUCCUCUAACACGUCUCUGCAUUCGUGGGUGCUGACGGAGUCGAGUGAGACGGACGAGGACGUCUACGCACCCGCCGAUGAAUGGCGCACAACCAGCGGCGGCGUCCGCACAAAGGCGCGCGACUAUGUGGUCAAGAUCGACGAUGUCGAGGAGGCGGACAUGAUGUUGGGCAUGGUGGACGCUACAAACUUCGAGGAUGGGGUGCUGCUCACGCUGCCGUACGUGCCGGACAGCGCGAACGCCUUCGACUUGCAGGAACGCAUCGUGCUGUAUCGGCGCUACUCGCGUGCGUCAACCUUUCCGUUUGCCGUUGGCGGUGGCGCUGGGGCAGCCGUGCUGACAGGCAGUGGGAAUAGGGCCGCCAGUCCUGGCUCCCGUGCCACCACUGGGGAAAGCAGUGUUCUUGGAGCCAACGUGAUGGGCGGCAGAAGUGCUUACCAAAGCUACAGUGGCCCCGUACCCAGGACAGCCGGUGGAGGAGACGGCAUGAACGCCGGUGGUGGGACAGCCGCAGCAGGUCGCAUGGCACUCACCACGCGGCUUCUUAAUGAGUACUGCGCGGACGCCAAGCGCGCCUUUGUGCAUAGGGCCUGUCGUAUGGCGAUGCGCAGCGGGCAGCCGCUGUGGCUGCGUGUUGUGAACCUGCGAGUGGAGAUGAUGUUCGUGCCGAAUAGCGCUGAACUGCAGCUGCGACUCGAGGGCUGUCUAAUGGUGGUCAGUAGUGCUGGCGCGAGGCAUCAGCUUCUCCAGCUCGAAGAUCGCGCCUUUCGCGUGUGCAUGCAUUACGCGAUGGAGUCGCUGUCGGGUCUACGGCAGUACCAGCAGCAGCAGCAGCAGCAGCAUCCAAGUCAGGCAAGUCAGAGCAACCACGGCGGCGGCUCCGCCGCGGGACAGCGGGCCACUUCUGGCAACCCCUCACCCUACCUGCGGUGGACACCUCAUACGCCCCUGCUUUCUCCUCUGGUGACGGACGUCGCCAGUAACAACCUCGUCACUACCUCGUCGGGCGGGCACGCAGCAGCUGCUGCAGCACGGCAGACGCCGUCGUCGCAGAACCCGUCCAUGCCGCAGCCACUGGCAGCCUAUGCGACUGCGUGCGCAGCGCACAACCACAAGGUUCAUGCGGCGAGUUUGAUGAGCGACAUGUUAGCGAUGAGUUCCGUGCUAGCGACGGUUGGCUCUGGACCGGCGUACCUCGACGCGCGGCGACUGUUCAUCGCCAGUAACGCGCCUUUCUCCAUGCCGUAUGUGCAGGACAUCACCCUGCCACCGCCGCGCGUGUGGAGUGGCGUCGCCACCGCCGUCUCGGAGGACACCGCCGCCCCAGUGCGGCAUAUCUCGACCUACGCCGAGUACCGAGAUAGUCGCGGCUCGCGUGCAAACUCGCUGUCGCGGCGCUGGAACACCUUUGUCCGCGCAGCCAGACAGUCCAUCAAGAGCCUCGUCGGCCGUGCCACUGGCGGUGGCACGGGAGAUCGGCGAAAGCGGCAGCAGAAGCGACAGUGGCUGUCCUCGCCCUUUGUGUUGAAUCCCUCGGCUAGGGCAGCUGAGGAGAAUGGCAAGUCACUCAUGCUAAUGGGUGGCACCGCUGGCGACUCAUCCUCCAUGGCUGGGGCUGCACGCGACGCCAACUACGGCAACCCCGCAGCGCGCCUACCGAAGGAUGUAUCGCAGCUGCAGAUUCUCAUCCCUGUGGUGCACUUCACCCCGCUCGACUACAUUGCCGGCCGCUCCAUCGUGCGCUACCUCGGCCGCCUCUCACAGCACUUCAUCCGCGAAGACUAUGAAACCGAUACCGGCGACGGCCUCAACAUGUUUUUUCAGCGUGCCGAGACAGAGAUUGUGUGCACCGUGCAGGCCCUUGUGCGGCUGAUGGGUGGCAACGCGCUACUGAAGCACCGCAUCGUGUACCACGAGAUCUGCGACUCGGACGGCUCUGGCAGGGCCUUCCUGUUCGCCACCGUCACGGGGGAUGUGGUGCAGGUGAGUGACACCGCCUAUUGGGGAAGGCACGCGCAGCAGAAGGGCGGAAGCUCGCGAAAGAACGGGAAGGACAUCACCACAGUCGACUUCUCCGAUGACGGUGAUAGCGGCGGCGCCGGCAGUCGGAAGGAAUGA
Molecule: messenger RNA, 6165 nt
Organism: Leishmania braziliensis MHOM/BR/75/M2904
Lineage: Eukaryota; Euglenozoa; Kinetoplastea; Trypanosomatida; Trypanosomatidae
Exons: 1
Coding region: 1-6165 (2054 amino acids)
Biological process (GO): intracellular protein transmembrane transport; protein localization to plasma membrane; positive regulation of vesicle fusion
Cellular component (GO): plasma membrane
Molecular function (GO): calcium ion binding; calcium-dependent phospholipid binding
Source: RefSeq, a predicted model, not a curated record